AUGUCUGAAUGUUUGUGUCAUCAAAGAGGAUGUAUUCAAUUAAUUAUUGGGCCAAUGUUUAGCGGGAAAACAACAGAACUUUUUCGUUUAGCAACAAGACACACACUUGCUGGACGUUCAGUAGCAAUAAUUAAAUAUCGACACGAUAUACGUUAUGAUUCUACACAGGCAUGCACACAUGAUCAUCGAAAAAUGGAAGCAUUUUUAGCUGAAAAUAUUGAAGAAAUUUACGAAACAAUUAAAAAUUAUAAUGUUAUUGGAAUUGAUGAAGGGCAAUUUUUUAAAGAUUUAGUUAAAUAUGCACAAGAUUUGGCUGAUAUUGGGAAAAUAGUAAUUAUAGCAGCAUUAAAUGGAGAUUAUAAACAAGAAGUAAGAGAUUUAAACAUAAUUAUUUUUCUUUUUUUAAAGCCAUUUCCAAAUGUUACAAAAUUAAUUCCAAAUGCAGAAAAAAUUGAAAAAUUAAAUGCAGUCUGUCAUUGUGGGCAAUCAGCAUCUUUUACUUUUCGAUUAUCUACAAAUAAAAGGGUUGAAAUAAUUGGAGGGGAAGAAUUAUAUAGAGCUAUGUGUAGAGAAUGUGUAGUUAAAUAUACUAAAGCUAAAGAAAAUUUAAUUGAAGUUAAAAAAAUUAAAGAAGGGAAAUUAUUGUAG
Meloidogyne enterolobii is the source of this 648-nucleotide messenger RNA. NCBI's taxonomy places the organism in Eukaryota, Metazoa, Nematoda, Chromadorea, Rhabditida, Meloidogynidae. The record is from the annotation of a GenBank genome assembly.